Molecule: messenger RNA, 1995 nt
Organism: Cyprinodon tularosa
Lineage: Eukaryota; Metazoa; Chordata; Actinopteri; Cyprinodontiformes; Cyprinodontidae
Product: docking protein 1-like
Exons: 8
Coding region: 52-1791 (579 amino acids)
Biological process (GO): positive regulation of MAPK cascade; cell surface receptor protein tyrosine kinase signaling pathway
Cellular component (GO): cytoplasm
Source: RefSeq, a predicted model, not a curated record
CCUACUGGGUUUCUCUCUGCCUCCUCAAGGCAAAGGUUGGACUCUGAGAGGAUGAAACAUGGCGCCACGGGUCGCAGCAGCAACAACAAUAGGACCCAUAUGUGCUCCGACCCGACAGGCUUAGAAUCUUCCCAGCAUGUAAGGAUCAUAUUUCAGGAAUGCUUCACGGAGCCCAACCUUAAUCCAAAGCAAAGAAGGAAACUCUUCAGACGUGUUUUUUACGUCCUCCAGCAGCAGCAACGGCGGCCUGGUGUGGUCCUUUUCAUGGAUUCUAAAGGGAAAACUGGGAAACUGUUUCUUCAGCCACACAAAUCCAACCAAAAAUGGAAACCAGUGUGGGUGUCUCUGUUCCCUCCCAGCAGCAACGGAGUGGGUCGACUAGAGAUCAGGGACAUGGGAGGAGGCGGCGAUUAUCCUGGGUUCCGCAGACACCAGCAGUUUCAUGGAGACAAGAGGACUAAGGUGGUCCUUCUGUCAGAGCUGAUCACUGUCCUCAGGUUGCCCCCCAAUGCUGAGGCCUGCCCCAUGGAGAACAUGUCAGCGUUUUGUGUGGAGACCCAAGACAGAACACUGGUGUUCGCUACCCUCAAAGACGACUGUGCGGAGUGGGUGGACAAGCUGUGUCAGAGCAGCUUCCAGAGAGAAAAAACUUCAGGGACCAGUCAAGUCCACAUGGAGGAAAACCAGAUUUAUGCCUCUGCACAUGAAGCCCCUCAGUUCUGGGUUGGGCUACAGAAAAGUGAUGCCGCAAUGCGAUGUGGUCUGCAAGGCUCCUACUGGCUGCAGGUGGAAGAGCAGUCGCUACUACUGAGAAGUACGAAAGAGAAGGAGGUUGUUAUGGAGUGGCCGUAUGAACUACUGCGGCGAUAUGGAAAUGAUAAGGUGACCUUCACCAUCGAAGCAGGGCGCCGCUGUGAAUCCGGGCCUGGAACUUUCAUAUUCAAGACCCAGCAGGCUGACAACAUCUUCUCCUUGAUUAAGAGUAACAUCAAACGGAAAACUGCAACUUCUACUUCUGGACACCAAAUCCAAGACGUUGAGCAGGAUGCUGUUACCAACAUUCAAGCAUGUUCUCCUCUUCCCAAAAUCCCUGACCUAACCAACAUGGCGGCCAUCGUGGAAAACAAACUCAGAGUGCAGGACAGGAAAUCUCCCGUGUUUGAUGACAUCCCAAAGAGUCGAGACGAUUCAGUCUGUCCGGCAGAAGGUCUUCCUGCUCCGAUCACCUUGAUGCCUCUCCCAUCGGUUCCUACACAUAACGAUACCAGCGGACAUAAACCCGACAGCCAAUCAGACGCUAUAUAUGCUGAUCCGAAAGACUGCAUCCCAUCUAUUAUAGUACCCAUACAAACCAGAGCUCACUACAUCGACCCGGCGAGUGUACUUCCUCUGAAACCACCAUUUGCAAAAGAACCUGUCGACACAGUUCCUACCACAUUAGAAUCAGAUCCAAAACCUAAUACAGAUUUGCUGGAUUCAGUUUACUCAGAGGUUUACGAUAAACUCAGUCCAGACAAAAACAAACAACCCACUCUACAGAAUCCAGCAAAAACAUCAGACGAACCCAUUUACUCCCAGCCGGAUAGCACAACUCCAUCAGAGGGCCAAGAGACUGAACCCAAUCCUGACCAGUUUGCACAUCUUUACGCUCAGGUUUGCAAAGCAGCGACUUUAAGCAAAAACUCGAAGUCUGUCACCACAUCAGCUUCUUCCUCAUCCACCAUGAGUUCAACCAAGUCCAGAGAGGAUCCUCUGGAUGAUGUCAUCUAUGAAAACCUGGGCAUCAUUUAAAUCAGCUCCUUACUGGAACCAAUAAGACUUUCUUUACUUUUUUAGAUUUUUCUUACUUUAAUUCAUUCCUUUGUGAAAAGUAUUUGAAAUAUUUUUAUUCUGCUGUUUAAACUGUGAUAUGAAUAUAAAUCAGGAUACAACCUGGAUAAUUAUGAUAAUUUUACAACAUUAAACAUUUGCAUUUUUACAACAGUUAUGACCGCA